Plasmodium cynomolgi strain B is the source of this 19653-nucleotide messenger RNA. RefSeq lists its product as hypothetical. The transcript is spliced from 6 exons. Lineage: Eukaryota; Apicomplexa; Aconoidasida; Haemosporida; Plasmodiidae. The coding region runs from base 9847 to 19653 and encodes 3268 amino acids. Gene Ontology annotation, biological process: protein deubiquitination involved in ubiquitin-dependent protein catabolic process. The record is from RefSeq and is a predicted model, not a curated record. Gene Ontology annotation, molecular function: K63-linked polyubiquitin modification-dependent protein binding; cysteine-type deubiquitinase activity. Gene Ontology annotation, cellular component: nucleus; cytoplasm.
AUGAGCAACUACAUCUGGAACAACACCUACUCGCUAGAAUUUUUGAGCGAAGACUUUUACGAGCUGAACAUCAGUACAAAGGACAACGUGUACGAGGUUGUAAGGAAAAGGAAAGAUGACAAUGAAGUAGAGAGCCUUAGCAUUAACAUAAGCAACCACAUAUGCAUGUUCGUGCAGCUGUUAGAUAAUUUGUUGGGGAAAAUCAGUUACAAUAACAGCACAAUCAAUGACACAUUAAAUUAUAAAAAACUGUCGGAUAUCUUUCACUUUGUAAAAAAUCAACUAUAUAAUUGUGAUUACAGUUUGUUCUUGAGGAUUUAUUCUAUCUACCAUACGUAUAAUCAUAGAAAAAAUGGGUACCUGGAUGUGAACAAUCUGUACACAUUCAUUUUGGACAUAAUAAACAAGAUUGAAAAUUUGAAUGAAAAUAAUUUUUUGAUUCUCCCUGGAGGGUUUUACUUACAAAAAGAAAAAAUGCUAAUUAAAAUUCUGUACAUAAUUCAUAAAAAAAAUAAUAUGUACAGUUUCGCAGUUUUAAAUAAUUCCAUUUAUGGCAUUCAGUAUCAUCCUUUCAAGAUUGACGAAGUGGAUAACUUGGGUGUUCUCCUAAGGGACGUAACUCUGUGUAUAAAAAAUAUUAGCAAAAAUUUCCUCACCAACUCCCUAUUUUGGCUGUGUCUGUACCGACUGUAUAUUUUCCCCAACCCGGACAACGUUGACAUUUUGUACCAGGUGCUGCUGCCAUAUUUGAACAACUCCUUUUUGACGAACAACUGGAAUUUGAACAAUAAUAAGACGAUCCGGGUGUCCCAUCCGGGGGGGAGCGGCGUCAGCGGGGACGGUGGCGGGGUCGGCAAUGUUAGCAGUGUUAGCAAUGUUAGCAGCUUUAAUGUCGACACCUACGGAGAAGUGUUCGGCCGGAUGGGAAACGCCCCCAAUUCGCAGAACCUGCUGAGCGGUACGUAUAACUAUGCAAAUAGUUCGAGUCAUCACGGUAAGAAUCGUACGGGGGGGAAUUUCAGCGGCCUUGACCAAGCAACAAAUUUUAACGACCGAAGCCAAGUGCCCAAUUUUAAUAACCCUAGUCAAGUGUCCAAUUUAAUCAAUUUGGACCAUGUGGGAAGCGGCAUGGGGGAUUUUCCAAAUGGAAAUAAAUUUAACAGAUAUGAAAGCAGCCCGCCCCAGAAGCCGGACUAUUUCAGCGCGUUUGAUUUUGUCGAUAAUGUGAAUCCCCGGGAGGGGGGCAACCAUGUAUACGUCGAUGCCGGAAUGGGAAUCGGUAUAGGCAACGGCAUGGGAAACGACAUGUACGGUGGGCGAUCCACCGACAACAACUUCUUCAGAGACGGAAGGGGGAACGAAAAGGCGACAAACGAAAGUGAGAAAUACGGAGGCAUAUACGUAAACAUUUACAAAAAUAAAUUCACCUCCUUCUCCAUGAGCUUAUACUAUUGCAUAAUUUACAUUCUCAAAGUUUUGAAUAUUCAAGAGGAAGACAUCGAGGUGUUUAAAAUUUUUCUGUACUAUAGCAUCGUCUUGAAAUUGUGCGACGAUUUGUUUGUGUAUGAUAAUGCAGAGAGGAGUCGCCUCGAUGGUUCCAACACGAGAUCCAUGGGCACAGGAAAGGGGAACUUCUUCUCCAGUAGAAGUGACAAGAAGGAGGCCCCCUUUUUUGGGAACAACAUGUCUUACCCAGGUGAUGGCCUCUCCCCUACAAUGGACAUUAACCACUUGAGUGGGAACUACGAUCGCGGGGGAGACGGACAAGAAAUGUAUCUUCAAAAUGAUGGCAACAUUUCGAAAAGCAACGUCUAUGGAAGAAUCGAAUUGAAAAAGGACCCAAACAAAAUAGACUCCACUUUUUUCGUCUUCCUAGACAUGAGCAUCAGAAAAUUGUGCAUCCUUUUUCAUCAAUAUUUUUGUAAAAUGAAAAUGGGAAUAUACGACAAAAAUAAAAUGAUAAGAAAUGAUAUUCUUAAUGAAAUAUUGAAGAAGGUGAUAUUUGUAAAAUAUAUGUACACCAAGAUGGAGUCUAGGUUUUAUGCAGAUGUAAUAAUAACAGGGGGUGGAGAGUUAAUGAAGGGUAAGGAUUACAAAAAUAGCAUUAAAUUCCCCAUGGAGAUACUAUUACAGGAGGAUAUGUAUAAGAAUUAUCGCAAAGUAGAAAUAAAAAAGGAAGUGAAUAUUCCCAUUUCUUUUUACAUUUCGAGGAGAACCAUCCAUUGUUUUGACGAUCUGUACGUUAUACUUUACCAGACGAAUAUUAUAACGAAUAUAUUAAUUAAUCAGAAGAACUACAUUAAACAUUGCUACCUACUGGCCUUUUCCUUCGUUUCGCAUGUCCUCAACAAUAUGUUGCCAUCUCCGAAGCAUUUUAUUUACUUGUCCCAAUUUCUGAAGCUGAAGAGGUCACUCCAGAUUAGUCUCUUCCAGGAAAUAUAUCACAUGCACAACAAUAUUUAUUUUAUAUCGUGUUCGAUUGUCCAGAAUAAGCAAAUCGUCAUGUACAAGAUUGUUAACAGUUCCAUGCUUUUGUUUUUGUACGACUUUCUUUUGCGUAUUCCGUGCGUGGAUGUGUGCUCUCCAUUCGCAGUGCAUUAUAAUGGAUUCUCCACCGGGAGGGGAAGUUAUUUGGUUGACCCCAGGAGGAGAAGCGGCGUUGGGAGUGGUGAGAGCGAAAGUGCAGAGCGCAGAAGAGGUCGAAGAAACGGUGGAAGUCACUACCAAAUGAUGAAGCAAUUCUCGAGGAACGUGGCGGACAACGACAGCUACUCCUCGCUGGACGAAUACGCACACGCAGCGAGUGGAGCGGAGAUUCAACUGUCCGGGUAUUGCAUAGACAUAUCAGUUCUGGAAUGCUUUAGCAACUUUUUUCUCAUCAUAAAUCCGAAGCUCAACAUAAUGAGGUCAGAUAUAAUAGAAUAUUUUUACAAAAUUAAUGAAAAGAAAAUUAACAAAAACAGUCAGCUCUUUUUAUUCGAAAAAAGUAACGACAUAAACACGAGCGAAAUAGAAAUUCUGGAAAACAUCAGCCUAGACUUAGGGUUAGAUAGGAAGAAAAAUCACAUCAUAGAAUAUUAUUGUGGAAAAAAUGCUCUCUUCAAACAGUUGAUACCAGAAUUUUACCACCUUAGAGAUAUGCUUUUCUUGUUCAAGUCCUAUAUGUGUCCCUAUAUUGACAAAUUACCACCUGUGCGGUUUUACAAAUACGACGACAUAAAUUUAAGGUUUAGUUACAAGAACAAGUUAAAUGUGACUGUUUUUAAUCGUGAAAUUGAUAUAUGUGGGUAUAUGUGCCCCCCUAAGGAUACGAAACUGAAUUUUUUUUCCUUCCUCUACCAGUUUAUGCAGUCCCAGGAAAGUAAGAAGGACAACUGCAUUUUGACCUACUCCAACCCUAAUAUGUAUACCAGUACAUACAUAGAAAACGAGUUGGACGUUUUAUACGUAAACGAUUUGCCUUUUUUUCAUCCCUCCUUGAAUCUACGAGAUGUUGAAAUUCUGCUGCAAUAUUUGACCGUCCCAUAUAUUCGAAUUCCCCUAAUUUUGGAAUUUUUUUGUGACAAGAAUAGAAUUAAGAGUUUCCAAUCGUUUGACAUCCAGCAGCUACUUCUGUGCAUUUUGUUCGAGCCGUACAUUUUUAAAAAUAAGUACAAAGUUACGGAGGAAGAUAAUUAUAUCCCUACUAAGGACAGGAACAUCUUCGCCACGAAAUAUGGGCUGCUACUGAACGAACUUAUUAUGAGUCCCAAAAAUGUCCUUUGCAGCAUUUACUCCUACUUGGAACUCUUCUUCAGUUUUGAUAAGGAGAACAGCAGUAGCGGAAAAGUCAUUAUGGUGUUUAUCGUCAUGUUAUGUACUUAUGUUAACUCGUACAUAGGACUGGUAGUCGAGACGAAUAGGGAAAUACGCAGAAACUUGCGUAACAUUGAAAAUAUUGUCGUAAAGGAGGGACUCCUACCUGGGGGAAAGCGAACUGAGAAGAAAGAAGUCACCUCACAUACGGAGAAACACCAAUCGGGUGAGACAAAGAAGGCAAAACGGAACAGAAGAAGGAAAAGAAAAAAACUUCACCUUUUUAAUAAACUCAGAAAAAAAUUGAUAAAAAAUGAACUAUAUUGCUCCGAUGAUGUUUUCGCUAAUUUGGACACGUACUACAGGAAGAUAAAAAGAAAACUAGAGGACGAGGUGAUUGAAGUUUUGUUAAAGUAUGCCAGAUUGUGCAUCCAGAAGAAUGACAUAACGACAUGCUGCAUUUACCACGGAUGCAUUUUGCUAAUUUAUAAGGAUAUCAAAUUUAGGGAGCUCAAUCGAAACAACGUAAAAAAUUUAUUGUCUUCUAUUUUUUUCAUCUUAACUUAUUACACCUUCAACGCGGAAACGAACUACGCUGAUUUGAAGAAUAUAUAUGGGUUGGGUUCCCUCUUUGUUAAUACAAGUGACAAUUUGAGCGGAGGAGGGGUGGAAUUCUCCCACGUGGGCAGGAACAAUAUCAAGGGUGCUGCGAACGUACAGGAAAUCCCUGGUUCUGCUGGAGACCCCUCAAAUGACAGCUUUUCCCUGCUCAUUAAGACCUUCUCUCUGUGCGAAUGUGACAUUUUUAUUUCGAUACAUAGGCAUAGAAAUAUGCUGUUGAAAUAUUUGGAAAGAAACGAAAUGGAGCGAAACAUCAUUUUCGAGCAUACCAUCCAUGUCUGUGCGUGUGUUCACGAGAAUAACAAAAAUGAAUAUACUAGUGGUGGGCGACUCAAUCGGUUUAACUCAAACAUUUUUUUGAAUUUCCACGCGAAUGAAAAUAUCAUAAGGAAGUGGCUGCCUGCGCAUAAGUUCAAGCACGUGGGAAUUUAUACCAUAGAGAAUGUGAGCCAUGGCAGGGGCAACCGUAGGGGGGACGAAGAGAAGGGGGAGGAAUGGCUAAGGGAAGGUGGGCGACGCGGAGGAAAAGUGGCAACCUCGAAUUAUUUUUUUACAUCCUCUGAUUCGUCCGGUUCUUUUGCGUUGGCCAGUUCGUCCGGUUCGACUGGUUUGUCUGGUUCGUCCACUUCGUCCGCUGCUUCCAACUCCUCCAUGUCCUCGUACGAUGAUGACUUCACGUCCACGGAGGAGGACGAAUCGGAGGAGUACGAAGAUGUCGGGGAGGCGGCGAACGAAUCGGUGCAGAAGAAUCACCAAGGAGGUGCCGCCGCCCUCAUGGAGAAGGAAGCGGAGUCAUCCCCAUUUGACGAAAAUGCGAGCGGGAAAAACAACGGAGGGGAUAAAAAUGGGGACCUCUCUGAGGAGAAAACGACGACGCGGACGGAUGAGCCAACUCGUGGGAAGUCCAGAAAGAAGACAAAAAAUAAGCUCACUGAGAAGGGGGAAGAGGACGACGAGGCGGAUGAUGGAAGUCACAAAGAUGGAACGAACAGGAAUCCAUUACACGACACGGAGUCCUUGCACUCCCACUCUAUAAACCCCAUUCUAAACUUCCCGUCCUUUUUCAAAAGCACCAGUAGAAACAUCACCAGCAGUAGCGAAAAGAGGAAGCUAAGGAGGCAAAGGGCCAAUGCCAGGGCGAAGGCCAAGAGGGACAGCAUCCUCAGCAACAACAAAUACAUUUCGUAUAUAAAAAAAAUAAUAAAAGAAAAAAACAUUCUGAUCAAUUUACAACUAUUCACAUUCUCCUACAAGGAUAAUAAUAUCAUUACGCUAAACGAUAACAUGAAGAAGUUUAAAAAUUACAGAGACGUCUUUUUCAACAAUAAAAAUAGCUACCUGAGGAGUGAGAAGAGAAAAAGGGCACAUCACAGCAGCAGAAUGAAAAAAAAAAAUGUGAAGGUGUUAAUUACGCAAUCGUAUCAAAACUUUUGCGCCUUUAAUAUUAUUGGGAAGAAACACAAUUUAGAAGUCUGGAGAAUUUCCCACAAAAUAAACUUAAAAAAUUUAAUGAAUUACCAGUAUGAUAAAUCCAAAAUAUUUUACAUCAAAAGUGGUAGCCUACUGAGCAGUAUGAAAUUUAGCCCCACGAAGACGGAGCGGGUUAGUAGCGAAAACGCUUCUGAUGAUUAUCUCAAUAUGACCUGCUUUUACAACUUUCUGUCGAACGAAGUCAAGACGGGUGUUCUCUACGAACAGGAGAACAACGAAAUGUACGUGCGAAUUAUUUGGAAGUUUAAAAAAAGCGACAUGAGUAGACCAAAUGGGGAUAAUAACCCCAAGAGCAUCCGAAUCAGUGCAGAGGAUGCCAAGAGUAAGGACAACAACGCCUUAGGGGGGUUGGAUGAUUAUGGAGGGAGAAAGGAUAAGGAAUUUUUGGAACUGAAGUCGUUUAAUAUAAAUUAUGAGACGCAGAACAUUGAGGGUCUGUUCAAUUUUAAAUAUGAGGAGAACCAGUAUGAUAGCAGCUUGAUCAACACAACGGAGGAGUCCUCCUUCAGUGAUGACAUCAGGAUUGUUUCGAAUGGGUACGACCAGGAUGGUCUCCCCGCGGGGGACAAUGGGGAGAAGGCAUCCACGAAGUUGGUGCCUAGUAGUAGUAGUAGCGACGGAAGUAGCGGAAGGAGCAGCAGAGGAAGCAGCGGAGGAGGCAGCGGAGGAAGCAGUGUGGGAGGAGGAGACCUCGCCAUCUAUGGUGCGGGAACUGAGGCGAGCGGCCGCACUAAAGGAACAACCAACAAGCAAGCGAAACAGGGAAAUUACAAAGAAUCCGCGGGGGGUAAGUUAAAAAGCGGCGCCACCCAUUUGGAGGCAAAAAAGGAAAAAAAGCAGAAUAAAAAAAGACAGCCAUGUGGAUAAAUGAACUGCAUCUACAUUUACAACAUCUAUUUUAAACUGAACCGCUUUGUGAAGAAGCUAUAUUACUGCAGUGACGUGAAAAAGGUGUACUUCUCGACCAGCAUAAACAGGUGCAAAAAUUUAUUUUACAAUUUUGAAAAUAAUAAUGUGCGUCUUUGUUACUAUAACAGUAAGGAGACGUACGAUAAGUACAGCGUGAGCAUAUCGAGAAAUCUGUAUAACAACAUCCAAGUGCAGACCUAUUUGAACCCAGUGCACUUAUGCACCUUCGUCCCAAAUAUUUUGUUGCAGUACUACAGUUUCUGGUAUAAUUCGGAUGGAAGUAUUAUUGGGGAAAUAAAGAGUAUGAAGAAGAAUCGGAAGAACAGAAAUUCGAUCAUCUACAUUAGAUUAUUCGGGGGUGAGGGUGAGGGCCUGGUUCCCACCGAAGAGACGGGAAAAAAGAACAAAUGCCUCAAUUUUGUGAAGAAGGGGCUACUCCUGCAUGGUGGAGGGAGCAAGCAUAUGUCUAAUUCAAGUAAAAUCACCUCGUUGAGAGUGAACAAUGAUUACAGGGCGAUGACUCUUAUUAACAUCCUGAGUUAUGAAAAUAACGAGGUGUAUAGAGAUUUUUACAACUUAUUGAUGAAAUUUGAUCACAUUACUUAUAUACUAAUUUAUACGUUGAGUGUUCCUUCCCUUUUUGGGGGUACCUCCGAAUAUGUGGAUGUGAGCAGCAUGCCCAUAACAGUCGACUUGGUUGAAAUACCACGGUUAAACUUGACGCUCCGCAGGAGCAAUGUGGAAAUAAGGAUGGGUGCCGGUGAAAAGGAUGACCCAAAUGAAAAUCACGGUGGUUUGUCCAGUGCAGCGGCGAAAAAGGAUUCAUGUAAGUACCACUUCGAAGAGCUGAACAUGCAUUUAUACACAGGAAAUCUCCAGAAGUAUAGCUACCUAUACAACGUAAUUAAGAAGAUGAAUAACACAGUUCUACUGCAGAACAGCAAAAGUGACUUUUUCUUUUUGGUAUCCCUCCUGAACAAGCCAUUUUUUCUCAAUAUUGCAAAUUUGUAUAAAGAAUUUAACAAGAAGAAUAUCCACCUGUGUACUCUGUUGGAGAAGCAUAUAAACAUUUUGCUAAAAAAUCACAUGUACGUAACUAUUUAUUAUCAUAAUUUUAAUAUAAAUAUGAAUGUAAACAAGAACAUGGAUGUGCUGAAUGAGAAUGCGGAGACGGACACGGCAUCCAGUUUGCAGUACAUCGUUUUGUCUGUCCAUAGUUCGAAGCUCUUUAUGAAUUUUAGAAAUAUUUACAGCUGCUUCUUUUUUAUCGUGUACAAGUAUAUACAGAAGGAGCAUGAAGAAGUGGUUGAGUACUGCAACAACUUGAGCGUCUGCAAAGAUGACAUUAAGGAGAUAAAAUAUUUGUUAAACAUUUUAAACUACUGUGAUAGUAGCAUCUUUUCUGAUGUGGACUCUUGUGCAUGCAGAUUGAAAAUAUUUAUCACCCUGUCCAAGCAAAUAAAAAUUAUUCUGCGCAAGAAGAGACAUCGAAUGGGCACCAGAAAAGGCAUGUGGAAUAUGGAUCAGUACUACAACAUUUUCCACUAUGUAAAGUCUCUUUGGAAUUUUGACAAAUCAGGACCGAAUGAUAAUAACUCUUCCAGUGGGAAUGAAGCAUAUAACAGUGGGUUGGAUGCUAAUCAUUAUUCCACCGGUAGGGGUGCCAACAGAAGAGGCAGUGAAAAUGGAAAUGGAGCUACACAAGGAAGGGACAACAAAAAUGGAAGGAGAAAAAAUCAAGUACAUGAUACAAUGAACAAGAGUGAUGACAGCUCAAGUGUAUACGGCGCCUCGGACAACUCAUCCUCCUACGACAGUAACCAUGUGUCAUCUGAAAAGGAAAACAAAAAGAAGGAAUUAAAUGCACAAGAAAAAAUCAUCGAUGGAGAGGAUGACGAUUUGAGUGGCAAAAAAAAAAUUGUCAAGAAGAGCACCGAUUUUAAUAAAAAAAAGAGUGUAACGGGAAGGCGUGGAGAAAGUCAGUCUCAUAAAGGCCAAAAAAACGCGCAAGAUAAAAGCAAUAAUGCGCCAUAUGAAGAAAACACAAAUAUGAACAUCUACAUAUACUGGGAUAUUAUUAAAGACAUGCAGUUUUAUAUAAACAAUCUGAUUUAUAUUAAGGCCAAGUGCAAACUAACUAUCGAUGAGGAGAUUUUCCUGUACCAAAAUUGUAACAUCAAUAUACAUAAGUACAAGCUGAUUUAUAAUAGGUACAUUAUCCUGAAUAGCAUUUUAGAGUCCAAGCUGACGUCGGAGAAGUGCAACCCACUUUUCUUUUACAACAUUUUGAGGAAGAAGCAGCUGGAGAACCAAGCCAAGAUGAGGAAGUACCAAAUUGAGUAUCGGAAGAAAAGCAAAAUUGAUGAGCUACACCCGACCAAGAAGUUGGAGAUGCAUUUGGCCUCAUCGGAGAACAGCCUGAUGUAUAAUCAGAACGGCUACGAUGUGGCGAAGAAGAAAAUGCAACCCAUCAUGGAGAGUAAAACCCAUUUUGAAAACAUAAAGAGCAAUUUCGAAUCGCUGAAGAGUUGUCUGAGUGGCAAGAAGGAAAAGCAAACAAAGGAUAACAAUCUCGUCGUCUCGAUUAAUGUUCCCAAAGUGGAAGCAGUAAAAUACAUUAACAACAUCGAUGAGAAUAUAUUCAUGAACAUAAAUCUGUAUGACAAUAUUGGAAAUAUUAUUAACAAUAUGAGUUACAAAAAGAUGGAGGAUAAGAACAACGUGGAGGCUCUGAACUACCUGAACACUCUAAUCAACUCAUUGGGCAUACAAAACUUUUUUAUAAUUUACAAUUACUUCAUUAACAAUUUGAAUGUGAAAAUAAUAAAAGGGGAAAAUACCUUCCUCUAUGGAAACCUUCUCUCGAGGUAUCUGUACUUUUACAAUUAUAACAUAAGUCAGUAUAGUAAAAUUAUCUACAUAUUCAUAUUCAUCAUUAAUCAUCAAGAAAUUGUGAAUAUGCUUCCAAAAAUUGAUGACCAGAAAAUGAAAAAGAAUUAUUUAAACUUCUUCAAAACGAAUGAUUUUUAAAUGGUGGAUAAUAAUUUGUCCAUAUCCAUUUCGGAUGUAAUUAAGUACCGACUCAUUAUUAACAUAAAUGUGGACGAUUAUAUGUGUGAGAAGAGGGUCAUACAACCCUUUGAUGUCAAGCCAAAUGUGCACGUCGGUUUCGAACUCCUCAACGAGUUAUGCUUUAGCCCCUUUAAGAAGCUGUACAAGUACCUCCGCAGGGUGAAGCGAACUGGAGGGCAGACCCUCCAUGGGAGAGAGGCACCCUCUCAAGCGGUUAGCGACCGAAGAGAAGUAGACCCCAGCUGGGAUACGUCGCCGAGUCUAAACCAGGCCAGCAGUUUCACAACCGCGAGAAAAAGUAUGCUCAACUUCGACUUUGAAGAGAGUAACAUAUCGUGCCAAAACACCUAUUCGAAGAAUUUUAUCCAGAAUAUGAAAAACGAUUAUAACGCCUAUCUGGACUAUCAGCGGAAGAAGGUCGAAUACGAGUUCAUCGGGUUCAGCGCUGAGGAAAUUAAGAUGACAUUCAGUAAUGUUAAAAAGCUGAAGGAGUACGUGAACAUGUUCGUCAGCAUUAAGGACAUUUUGCUGGAGAUUUUCGUGGGGGACAAUAAGCUGCUUGAGUGCAUAAAUGAGUUCAUCGAGGGGGCUGAGAAUGCCAACGGGAGUGGGAGCGGCUUCGGUAGCGGCUGCGGGAGCGAUAGCGAUGAAGACAGCUACAGCCACAACGGCAGUGUCAGUGGCAACGGUAGGGGUAACGGUAGCGACGGAGGGAUGACCGGAGAGAAGGAAAUCCUCGUCGAGGAGAAUACCCCCUGGAACGAAGACCUCGUAGAUAUAGACACACACAACGAGCAAGGCCAGAGUAACAAUCGCAGAAAAGGGGCAGAAGACAAUCAGGCUGCGAGCUACUUUCUGUACAAAUUCGGAGUUCUAGGAAAGGCAGAAAAGGAAAUAAAUUUAAAAAUCCUCAUAAGGUGCUUCAUGUCCAAGUACGCGCAUGAAUAUUUAGCAAUGAUAAACCCGAAUCUGAAGAAGAAGAGCGCCAAGAAAUUCAUUAACAUCGUCUUGCUCUACAUGCUUAUUAUGAACCGGAAGAUUUUCCUGCACGAGUGUAUAAGUAGCGUGAUAAAUAUUUUGAAUAUCUUCAAGGUGUACAAUUUGAAGUUGAAGCUUUUGAAGCAGAAGGAGAAGAGCGUGCGGGACGGGGGUGCGAGUGGAGGUGAGAGCGGGAAUUUGAGUGUGCGCGGCAACGAUAAAGCAGUCGCUAAUGUGAACGAUGGGACGAAUGCCCUGCUGAGCAAGCUCCUGAGCAGACAGCAAAAAAUCAUAAACAAAGCCAUCAAUACGAUUCAACUGGGAACGAAAAACCUCACGCAGCUGACGCUCACGGAGAGGCACUACUUCACAAUGAGGAGCAAAUCGAGCCACAAAAAAAUCGUGCACAAAAAUUUGAACCACAAUUCGGAUUCGUCCGAUGUGUCCACGUGCUACUUUUCGAGUGAUCAGUACGAGGAGGGGCAGAAAACUCGCCCUGUAAAGAGAGAAGAAAAUGAGGGGAGAAAAUACUUGAACAGUUUAGGCGGCAAGAUGGUGGACCCAUUAUUGUUGGGUUUGAGCCAGGAAAAACGAGAGGAGGACAAAGUGAACAACGAGAGCAGAGUGCACAGCGGGGAGAGUGCCAACUGCUACUACACAUACGACCCGAGGCUGCUAAUUUUUGAGUACACGAACAAUUUAAUAAUACGAAAGAAGCAAGUAAAAAUGAUAAAAAAGUUUAAGAGAGAUUUUAUAAAAAAAAAACAGUACUGUUAUCAAAUAAUUAUGGGAGGUGGAAAGACAACCGUGUUGUCACCUCUCUACUUUUUAAUCUUUUCCAAUUACUUCUUAGUGUUUAAUAUGUGCCCCCAGCCGUUAAUUCACUUUACGAUAAAUACAUUCCGAUCGAGAUUUUCCUCCAUCAUAAAGAAGAACAUCUACUACUUCAAUUUCAGUCGAUAUGAUAACAUCACUACCGACUUGUACGUAAGCCUGUGUAGUGCACUAGAGAACAAAUACAUUUUGGUGACGAGCCCAACAUGCAUCAAGUCGCUGUUCCUUAAAUUGGUUAACACAAUCCAGGAGCUAAAUAAUAUCAAAACUUUUGACAUGAUUAAGCAGAAGGCGAAAACGCACAUUACGGAUGCCCUGACGAAAUUUUUAGGGUUUCAAAAUGAUGAGAAUUCAAUCAAUGCGGCUAAUGCCAAUGGACUCAGAAAAACAAGCGCGGGUAUGCCUGGUUAUGCGUCGAAGCAUGGUCACCCACCCACGGCAAGUGAUUACAAUAUGCUCAAAAAACAGCUCGAUUUGUCCGUAAGAAUUUUCGACAUAUUAAAUAAGAGUAUUUUACUCAUUGACGAAAUUGACAACGUUUUGCAUCCCCUCAAGAGUGAGCUACAUUGGCCUUACGGCACAAACAGAGAAAUUGAUCUCGUGAAUGUAGUGAGAAAUUUUACUGAUGUGUUCAUGAACAACCCUUAUUUGAAAUUUCUGUACGAUAAGAAAAACGACGACGUGGAUAUUAGGAACGUCAAAAUUGCGGUAGCGAAUCGGAGGGAUGUAAGCGCCAAUUUGUUGAAUCAUAUUAGACAGCUGCGGGAGGAGGAGCAAGCCCAGAGGCAGGCCCAGAGACAGUUACAGCGGCAAUUGCAGCUGGAAGGAGGUAACGAUGAGGAUGAUGAAAUGAGGAGGGCAACCCAACAUAUCAAUUACGGAGGUACGGGAGGUAGCAACUCAUACCAUGUAGACCAUCUCCGCAGUGACAACAAAGGGAGAUUCAAAAAUGGAGCGAUGAACAAUUUUAAUAACUCCUUAUCAACGCAGCUGUAUAGAAAAGAAGAUGCAGAUGAUUACGGGGGGGUUCAUGGUAACAUGGGAGAAGGUGCCAUAUCGGGGGGUGCACUUGGCUCAGUAAUGAAUGGAAUAACCAAGUACGGAGCUGUGAAGAUGUCAAACAACGGAGAGACAGGCACAACAUAUUCUUUCGUCGAUUUGAGCCUAUUCAGAUAUAAGCUAAGUUGGGUCCUGAUCGAUUUUUUUUUCUACCCUGUGUGUAAGAAGCUAACCAUCCCGAUGAACAUCCACUUUAAUACGAACACAGAAUAUAUAGAGGACCUCCUAAACACGUUUAGCAAAGAAAUCGAAAAGGGGAUAAGAAACCACGAUAUUUCAUUGAUCCCGCAUUUCCACAUAAUAAAUUUUAAGUGGUAUGAUAAUAUUAUAUGGAUUAUUGCUCGCUAUGUGUACUACUUUUUACUAUGCUAUAAGAUAAGUGGGGUGUCGCAAAAGGUGAUUGAGUCGUACUUAUGCAUUCCUCUUUGCAUCGGCUACAAUGACAUUAACGUGAAGAAUAGGUGCAAAGAUAACAACUUCAGUAGCUCCACCAUAAGGAGAUUAUUAAAUAUAAAGAAAAUUUCGAACAAGAAUUAUUCGACCGAUGCAAGCAAUCUGAGGAAUGAAGAUCUGCAGGUCCUAUCGAGUGAUUACCAUUUUAAAAUCUUUGAAAAGAUAAACACGUUGGAUUAUAUUUUGUGUAAAAUUUUAAAUCUUUGUCGACUUUACAUCAAUGGAAUUUUGCCAUUCGUUUUCUCUAAAGUGAAUACGGUGCAUUAUGGAAUCCUUUCUGCGGAGCAGAUUAAUAGGUGCCAAAUGAUCAUGAGCAAGAGUAGGUACUUCCUGGCCGUUCCUUACAUUGGCAAGGACACUCCUUCUGAAAUGUCCGAGUUUACAAAUGUCGAUGUGGUCGUUUCGCUGACCAUUUUGUCCUAUCGGUACCAAGGCAUGAGGUACUUUGACUUCAUCCUGAGCAUGAAAAAUAUUUUGUACAAUUAUUCUCUCGAAAAGGAUUACGAGCAUGUGCAGAGCGAGUCCUCCGAGGGGGGGAGCGCCAGUGAAGAGCGAAGCUGUACCCAUGAGGGAAGCACCCGUGAUGAGGGAAGCAGUAGUGAUGAGCGAGGCAGCAGUGAUGGGCGAGGCAGCAGUGAUGAGCGAGGCAGCAGUGAUGAGCGAGGCAGCAGUGAUGAGCGAGGCAGCAGUGAUGGGCGAGGCAGCACUGACGGUCGAGGUAGCACUGACGGGCGAAGCGCCAGUGAUGACGUACUUGCGGACAAGACAGAUGGGUACGCCCACUCGAGUGGGGACCAAGCGGGUGAAGGAAGUUCUGCGAAAAGGAGCAGCUUGAUGGAAACGGAUAAGUCCUACAGCGGGGUGACUCCCACCGAGGAAGAGAGUUGGAAAAAAUUCAGAGAAAAAAAGCGAAAAUCGCACAAAGGAGGAGUGAAGACAAAGAAAGAUAAGGAAAAGCAAACAGGUGAAAAAAUGAAAAGAAGCGCAAAACAGACAGGUGAAAAUGUGAAAAGAAGCGGAGAACAGACAGGUGAAAAUGUGAACAGAAGCGGAAAACAAAAGAAGAGAGAAUUAAAAAACAUGUACGAUUUGUACAGAGAAGUGAUCGAAACGAGCGGAGCAAAAAUAAGGAAAACGAAAAAGGAUAUUAACAACACGAACUUUUUCAUAUACGACAACAAUAUCAACAAGAGGAGAGAACAAAGUAGGAAAACCAUGCUAGGAAAAAAUUACGUAGAUAAUAUAGACAGAAUAGAUUUAAGUGAUAAGGAAAUGUUGUACGAGCUGUACAAUUUGACCAGAAAGAAUCCAUUACUAAUUAGUUACUUCCUAUUGGGAAUUAUUCUUAACAAAUACAUCAAGCAUACAGAAAAGCAGCUUUCGUCGAAUUCCCAAGAUUUGACAAACAAUGUUUUGUUUAAGUAUGUUGUAGGGUAUAGUGGCACGAGUAAUGAUAUACUCCCUGAAGAAAUUCACAAAUGUAAAUUUGAAAAAAGAACCAUUGGUUCGAUACUUAACAUUAUUAAUGAUCCUCAGAUUGUCAACUUUAUUUUCUUGCCAUCUCAAAUUGCCCCCAUUGAUAUUUUAAGAAGCUUAGCAUUUUCAAAAAUAAAAUUUAAUAGCCUUAUCGAUACGGGAUACCUGAUUAAUAAUAUUUCGCCUAAGAAAGUCGCUUACUACAUUUUGCAAUUCCUGGACUAUAUCGAUUGCUGUGUGUAUAUCGAUAAUGGGAAGCACAUGUGUAUGUUGCCUCUGGAGAGGAAAAGGAGAGGAAUGAGGAAAAAAAAAAAAAACAGAAAUAAAGUUCAGGUGCAGUGCCCAGAAAAGGGGAAACACGACAAGGUACGUGGUGGGGGACACACAGGGAAGACGACCACCCCAGGUGCGAGUGAAACGCGCAAAAAUGCAAAAUCGGCAAUGAAAAGAAGAAGGAGAAAAAAAAAUCAAACUAGUGACAAACAAAGUGGAAAUAAAAUAGAAAAUAAUCUACACCUGAAUGUUGAAAUUAUUCCACUGCAGGAUUGCUACGUUCCAAUUAAGAAACGGUUCAUCUACUUUGAUCACAUCAAUACGUUUGGGCAGGACAUAAAACAGUAUGUGAAUGCGAACAGCUUGGUCACUGUCAAUAUCGGGAAUGACAUUUCUUCCUUCAGCCAAGGCGUCUUUCGCUUGCGAUCGAUCGGAAUGAACCAGAAGAUAUUCUUCCUCAUCCCCAUGUGCCUUGUCAAACUGAUGAACGUAAGCACGAGUCUGUUUAAGGACGCAGUUGUUGCGGACGUGGUGAGGAGGAAAUCAGUAGGGGUACGGAUAGGAGGAGGAGGCCACCCCAACCACUGUAGCAAACAACGUGUGGACCCCUCCUCGCACGAUGAAAAGCAAAUGUUGAAGAGGUUCGCCAAACGGAAGAAGCGAGUCCUGCGCGAGUGCAACAAGAACUACAGCGAGGGCAGCCAGACGGAGUCGGAGAACGACGUGGGGGAGGCGACCAUGAUCUUGAGUAGCAGCAGCGGAGAAAGCGCGGCAAGCGGCGAUAGCGUUUGGGGAAAUGGACGUGGGAAGAAACCCCCUCCCACCGAUGGGAUAAACAUAAAUGGUGGUGGGACGGCUCACCAGGAUGACGACAUUGAGGGUGUUCCCCUGGGGGAAGACGAAGAGAAGGAUCAUCCCCCACAUGUGAUGGACCCGCGGGAAGAAUGCAUGUUCGUGAUCGACUGCUACAAUAGUAUCCACUUGGAAGAAAACUCAAAGGAAGAAGUUCUAAAAGAGUUGACGUACUACCUCAUUCUGAACAACAUAAGUAGCAACAUAAAGCAAUGCGAGCUUCUGUGUGUGCAUGGCAUAGUUAACAUUAUAAAGAGGAAGAGCAUCAGGAUGCUGUUAGAUAAUUACAUAAAUAUUGGGGUUUUUAAUUAUAGAGAUUAUUUGGGUAUUUUCAACACAAGUAUCGAUUUCGACGUACAGACACAGGUACCCUCCAAGAGCAGCUCAUUACUUUGCAUAGUCCAGCUGAUUGAAAAGUUUCAAAAUAUUUUUACCAAAGAGGAUGAAUUAUUUCUUCAGGACAUUAUUUAUCGCUACUUUUGCCUACAUUACGAUAUUUCUAAUAAAACUAUCGUAAUGUAUUUUGACGCCUUUUUUCCUCGAAAGGAUUUUAUGAAGACCAAUUUGCCGCAUGUCAUUUUAGACCUAUUUGAAAAGCUCAAGAAGAUCAAAAAGGACCACUGUGUUCUGUCGUAUAAGAAAAGCUUCGCCAAAAGGAACACCAGCAAUGAGUACAACGCGGAGGAUGAUAACUCGAUCGACAAUCACUUGUUCAGUCUAGAAAAUGAACAGGAGAAAGAGAAGGAAAAAGAGAAAGAGAAAGAAAAGGAGAAGGAAAAAGAAAAGGAAAAAGAAAGAAAGAAAAAGAAAAGGAAGAAGAAAAAAUUACGGAAGAUCAAAAAAAAAAACAUAAAAUGUAAGAAAGAUGAAUACAAAUUGUAUAGAUGGACCAUGGAUGAUAUUAACUCAGAUUUAUUUGGAGCUAAGACAAAAAAAAAGGCAAACCAAAUCAAAGGGGAAGAAGCAACUGGUACCAUUUCCUACAUAAAUAAUAAAGUUGUAGAGAAGUUCACUCAGUUGACGGAAGGUAGCCAUCUGUUCAUACCCCUCAAUAAACUACCAGUGAAUGAUAUCUACAUGAAUUUCCCCUCCUAUGUGUAUGUCUCAAAAAAUUUUAUAAACUCAGACUCAAUCAACACCAAGAAGGGGAAGAAGCUCAUGAAUGUCCUGGUCGUUAUCGAGUGUGUGCACAAUGCAGAGGAACAAGUCACCUCCUUGAAUCAACAGAGACACAACAACUACGACGAAUAUGCAGAAAGAGAAGCUUUGCAAAAUAUUUGGAACAUUCUAAAGGAAGAUAAUAUACAAGAGAUCCUAAAUAUUUUGGAUAUCAAUCCUUUUAAGUAUUCCUAUGACUUGGCGAAAGUUAUGACGGACCAUGUGAAGAAAAAUGAGUUUGAUAGCAACCGGUUUGGCAGCUUCGUUUCGCUACUAAACAAAAUGGAACUUUACUUUAGUAAUAAAAAUAAAAAGUACAUCAUUGUAAGCUUGCAAGAGGCGGAAACGUUGCGUUAUUACAUCCAUAAGAGGUUCAGUAGGCAGAAAGUGGCAAAGGCCCUGUCCGGUAAAUCCUCCUAUUUGGUGAAGACGGACAGUUUUUACCUUCCUUCUAAGGCGGAACCAAACAGAAAUGCUAAUUUUGCCCUUCAGGAAUCUACCGAGAAGAAAGUGCAAACACACUCUAUUGGUGACAACCUUUUUGAUACCCCCAAUGAGGGAGGUACCAACAAUGCGCAAGUGGAGAAACGGGGCCCCAAUUUAAAUCACGAAAUAGACAACUUCAUGGAGGAAGAAAUGUUCCAAGAAAAUUUAAUAAGCGACGGGUGGGGGCUGAACAACAACCUCUCCAGCAUAGCACUGGAGGGAAAGGACGAAGAGGACGAUAUGGAUCACUUUUUUAUGGAGGAUAUUAACAAAAAGGGAGUAGAAAAGAAGCCAAACGUGAGUCAUACAAACAAAUGGGAGAUUACACAGGGUGGGGUGACUAAGGAGGAACAAAACGUAGAACUGAUAUCCAUCUAUGAGAAGGAAAAAAUGGAAAUCGAACCAGUAAAGGAGGAAAACUUCUUUUCAGAUGUGCACAUAAAUCUAUACAACUACCACUUUUGGUUCACCCCCAUCGAAAUUACGGACCGAAAUAAUCUGAGGAAGUAUCUCUCCAGGCAAAUACAAAUAGUGUACAGCGUAUGUAAAUUUUUUAACUCGGAUCGAAAAUUUAUUGACGCACAUGUGAAUUUGUUACUGCAGUACUUGAAUUUUAAUGCACCCAAGCACCGAUUUAGCUAUUUCAAUGAUUUAUAUCUGCUGAGGAGAAUAAUGAAGGACAGUCUAAUCAAGAGUAAUCUCAAAAUGCCUGAGAAGAAGAGCCUCCUCAUCAAGAAAAAUAUCGAAUUAGAAAUGGUGGAAAAAAAGCUGUUUGAAGGGAAUGGAGACAUUUAUGCUUUUAAAAUUAUGCAACAAACUGUCAGACAAAGUUUAAAAAAAAAACAAUUAACACUUCAAGAAAUUUUUGACAAAGAUGAUUUAGAUUACAUCUGUAGCAAACAGGACAUUCGAAUCCUUUUCGACUUCUUAAAUAUCCGGGAUAGCAACUGUGUCAAUGUUUUAUUUGACAUUUUGGGCUCCACCAUUUCUUUGCACGAGCUGUGCGUUACUCUAAACCCUGUGGAAAAUAUCAAAAAAACGGAUUUCCAGAAGGAUCUAUACACUGAGGAUAAGAAGAGAUAUGCCGAGGAUUUUGUCAGUGAAGCUGAAAAGUACCUUAAGAAUUUUAGAUUUUCCCUCACGGAGCACACGUAUUUUAAGGUGAUAUGGUCCGGCAGGAUUUCCAGCCAGCGAAUUGUUCAGGAAGCGCUGGACGGCCGGGAGGCAGCCACAUUUGGCGGCGAGAAAAGGGCCCCGUUCGGCCAAGAGCCUAGUGAGUACGCUCUCGGCGCAUCGUUAGGUGGUGCAUCGUUAGGCGGUGCUUCGUUAGGCGGCGCUUCGUUAGGUGGCGGCAUGAGCAGGAACGGCCCCCCGAGUGAGCGAGACCCCAGCCACAAGUCGCCAACGAACGACUUGCUAAGCGACAUCUUUGGAUUCAACAGGGCGCAGAGAAGCGAGCAGGAUCCCAUGUAUGCCGAGCAGAUUAACCACCCAGUGAGAAACUCGGAACAAUUUUACAUCUACGAAGCGGAAAAUAUAGACCCUAAAGACAGAGGAAUGAUGAGUAAAAAUAAACAUAAAAUUAUUUUUGGCCAUUAUGCAUCGACCAAGCCAGGGGAUAAUAAUUUCCCCAUAUUGGAGAUGACAGACAUAUCGAUCAAUAGCAUGUACACAAGUGCAUCUGCCCAAGAAAUUCUUAACCUUCUAUUUCCAUAUCCUAAAAAAUAUUUGUUACUGUGGCAUGAAGAUUAUUCUAUAAAGAGUGUCGAUGAGUGUCUGCACAUAUGGAAGCCCGUCUUGUCGUCUGCCCACAUUUCCGGCACCACCUUCCUGGGCUUUGUGGGCACUGUUGGCCCACACCAGCCCCCCUUGAACAAGAUCCGGGCUCUACCCAAGUCGCUGGUCAAGGUGGUGCAGAAUAAGAAGUUCGCCACCUUUUACUCGGACAACAGUUUCUCCAUCGACAACUCGGGCGUGUUCAACUCGCUCAACGUUCACUUUUUCAACGGCCUGGACGUGAAUAACUACGAAGAAUUCCUCUUCAGGAAUUUCUCCCUUAAUAUUGUCGCUAAGGUUAAAAAGAUCAAGUUUGUGAAUGAAGACAUCUUCAAUUUAUGGGGCGAAGAAAAGCCACAGGAGCAGGAGGAUGAUGACGAGACUUCCCCCGAGUGGGAAAUAAUUCCGCAGUGCUUUUAG